CUCUCUCCGACUACCGACGAUGAAUGCGCCUGGAAAUUAUCCUGCACCGCAAGGCGGAGGAUCCUUGUUACUCUCGUUCCGCCUCCAAGACCGCGUCGUUCUGAUCAUCGGGUCUGGUUCAAUUGCCGCCACUCGGGCAUUUGCCGCUCUCGAGGCCGACUCUUCCGUUGUCAUCGUAUGCAAAGGCGGAGCCAUGGCGGCCUGCGAUGAGCUGCGAUGGAGAGCGCAAGAAAACCAGCUGAGCAUCCUCGACUGGGACACUCUCCCGCAGUCCAGCUCCUCAGGUAGCGACUUGGAAGAUAGCCUCGACCGUCUCCUAGCUGCGUCGACCAACAUCAGCCUUGUCGUCGUUACCGAUACAGUGCUCAACGACCCCAGCCGCCGAUCGAAUUCCUCUGCCGAACGCAUUUACUCGAUUUGCAGGAAACGCAGUAUCCCUGUGAACAUCACUGACAUGCCCAAUCUGUGCGACUUUACAUUCACAUCCACUCAUCGAUUCGCCGGCUCCGAGUCCACCGUGCGGUCUGCGCUGCAGAUCGGUGUCACGACGAACGGCCAGGGUUGCCGUCUCGCCAGCAGAAUCAAACGCGAGAUCGUCGGCCUACUGCCUAAAGAGGUUGGCGCUGCCGUGGAUCAGGUCGGUGCCAUGCGGGUUUUGGCGAGAGGUGCCGGGAUCGAUUGCACGGACGAUGGCGGUGCAGCUACGCCCAACGAGCCUGUGCCCACGCGCAACCCCAUCGAGACGGAAGUGGAGAGCGCGAGGCGGAGGAUGAAGUGGGUUGCCCAGGUCAGCGAAUAUUGGCCAAUUCCUCGUCUGGGAGCCAUGACGGAGGAAGACAUGCGUGAGGUUUUGGCGGGAGAACACCCCAGCGCUACUUUGUCGAUUCAGAGUCCAUCUCUGCAUUCACUGGACAGACCCAAGAAGGGUCGAAUACUACUGGUUGGGUCGGGCCCAGGGCAUCCUUCAUUGCUCACGGUGGCAACACACACCACUUUGACGAAGUUAGCCGAUGUCGUUUUGUCAGACAAGCUCGUUCCUGCCGCCGUACUCGCUCUCAUUCCAUCCACGGUCGAAGUGCGAAUAGCGAAGAAGUUUCCGGGAAAUGCUGAGGGUGCCCAAAGUGAAAUGAUGGAGGCCGCAAUCGAAGCCGCCAAUCGUGGUUUGACCGUCGUUCGGCUGAAACAAGGUGACCCAGUCGUCUAUGGACGUGCCGGGGAAGAGGUUCUCUACUUUCGGGAGCGAGGAUACGAGUCUAUCGUUAUCCCCGGCGUCAGCUCUGCUCUCGCUGGCCCUACUUUCGCGGGCAUCCCUGUGACACAGCGCGGCGUGGCAGAUAGCCUUGCCCUCUGCACGGCAGUCGGCCGAGGCGGCUCCGAAGCCCAGUUGCCCGGCUAUCUUCGCCCACGGACACUCGUCAUCCUCAUGGGCGUGGCCCGGCUUGGGCAAGUCAUUGCCACAUUAUGCGACGAAAAAUCUUCGGAACGGAGACUGGGUCCAAUGUAUCCGGGAAAUACGCCGAUAGCCAUCGUUGAACGGGCCUCAAUGCCGGACCAGCGAGUGGUCGUGUCUACCCUCAAACACAUCGUUCGCGCGCUGGAAAGUUCUGGUGAGCAACGUCCUCCAGGGAUUAUGGUGAUCGGAUGGGCCGUGCUCUCGUUGUGGGCUACCGGUGACGUUUCUGUGCUUGACGAGAAAGCGGAGAACGAUGACGAUGCACGAGUUCGGAGAUGGCUGGGGCACGAGGAUUCUUGGAGGGUCGUCGAAGGCUUGCCAAGCGGAUGGGAUUUGUUCUGA
This is a messenger RNA of Mycena citricolor, 1795 nucleotides long. The record is from the annotation of a GenBank genome assembly. Lineage: Eukaryota; Fungi; Basidiomycota; Agaricomycetes; Agaricales; Mycenaceae.